Molecule: messenger RNA, 774 nt
Organism: Colletotrichum aenigma
Lineage: Eukaryota; Fungi; Ascomycota; Sordariomycetes; Glomerellales; Glomerellaceae
Gene: mii-2
Product: 3-methylitaconate isomerase
Exons: 3
Coding region: 1-774 (257 amino acids)
Source: RefSeq, a predicted model, not a curated record
AUGGCGACAAAGUCGGUGUCGCCUGUUCCCAGUGUUUUCGCAACCUUCAUCCGCGGAGGCACCAGCAAAGCAGUUUUCUUUCACGAGAAGGACAUUCCGCCGCCUGGCGCAGCUCGUGACAGAUUUCUGGUUCGCAUUAUGGUCUCGCCAGACCCUGCCCAGAUCGACGGCAUGGGUGGUGGGCGUGUUGUCACCUCAAAGGUUGCCAUCAUUCGACCAUCCAAGCGACCCGACGCCGACAUCGAUUACACCUUUGCUCAAGUGGGUCUCGGGGAGGCAACAGUCUCGUGUGAUGCAAACUGCGGCAAUAUUUCUUCAGGUGUUGGGCCAUUCGCGAUCAACGAAGGCCUGCUCAAAAGCUCAACAUGGUGCAAUGGGAAAAGAAUUGUGAAAAUUUACAACACGGGGACGGAUGCUCUGCUGGUUGCCCAUCUUCCUGAUGAUCCCGCAACAGGACGUGCUUUGGUGAAGGGAGAUUAUGCUAUCUCCGGCUGUCAAAGCACGGGUGCGCCCAUUCUAAUGGACUUCUCCCAGACCGCCUUGCGCAGGAGGAUGCUUCCGACUGGCAAUGCAAUUGAUCGCCUCGAUGCUUCCGAGACGCUGGCAGAAGAUGAGUUCGUCAUUCAGCACCCGGCAGGACAUCUUCCAAUCUCUGUCAAGACUGAUGACUGCGAAGGCUACAGUGGUACACCGACUUUUCAAAGACUGGGCUUCAUGCGCACUGCAAGAUACAUCUUUCAGGGAAAUUUAUUCAUUCCCUCAGGUUUGGAGUAG